AAGCAGCAAAAGCAGAGAUUAUUUUUCAAGUGGGCUGAGCAGGCAUUUUCCUCUGCUGUUGAAGACAACUCUUCUUCUCGUCUGAGCCAGAACACAGUCAAGGUCUUCUUUUAAGAUAAGCCACCUGAAGUGCCAUGUCUACUACUGUACCCCCUCAAGGCUGUGGCAACAUACAUAAUGACUACUAUUUCCUCUGUAAUACCAAUAUUUAUUGGGGGAUUAUUCUGGAAGCUCUGGCAGCAGCUGGUGUAAUUGUCACAGCCAUCCUCAUCCUUGUGCUUCUUCUUCUCACGUGUAAAGCCCAAGACAAUGCAAAACGCAGCCUGAUCCCAAUCCAGUUCUUCUUCCUCUUAGGCACUCUAGGAAUUUUUGGCCUCACAUUUGCCUUUAUCAUCAGGCUCAAUGAGCAAACUGCUCCCACACGUUUCUUCCUUUUUGGGGUCCUCUUUGCCCUCUGCUUUGCCUGCCUUCUGGCCCAUGCUUUGGAUCUCGUCAAAUUGGUGAGAGGAAGAAGUCCAUUUUCAGCACUAGUGUUGCUGAUUAUGGUCCUUGGUUUGACUGUUGUACAAGUGAUUAUAGCCAUACAGUAUGUAGCAAUCAGUAUCACAGCCUUGAAGGAACUGCACCAUGAGAUGAGUAUGGAAAGACGAAGAGACUUUGUUUUAAUUCUCAUCUAUGUGCUUUUCCUGAUGGCUCUCCUCUGCAUAGUUUCCAUGUUUGUGUUUUGUGGAUCAUACAAGAGGUGGAAGAGGCAUGGUGUCCACAUACUCCUCACAGCCUUGGUCUCCGUAGGCAUUUGGGUGGCAUGGAUUUCUAUCCUUAUGCAAGGCAUCAGUGCUUUAGGUGAACCAUCAGUUUGGAAUGAUCCUCUCAUUGGUAUUGCUCUGAUAGUAAAUGGCUGGGCUUUCCUGAUUCUGUACGCAGUACCUGAACUCUGUGUCCUUACUGCUCCACGGAACCCUGGUGACUAUCCUAUGGAGAAUAAUACUUGCCAGACAAAGGGCAUGAAAAAAACAUAUGGAAUAGAAAAUCAAGCUUAUGCUCAGGAAGGUAACACACAAGAAGAAGAUACUGGCUCAUACGUCCCUUAUUCAACUCAUUUUCAACUGAAGGACCUUGAGUCCCAGCAGGAAUUUUCCAUCCCACGCCCUAAAACACGGCCCAGUCCAUACCAAGGGUAUUCUGGAGGGAAAGGUAUCAAGUAACAGCACCACAGUGAAGAGGGAGAAGCAAUGCAGAGUUGACUGAGGUGUUGGUUCAUCAGUGCUUCAGUUUUGCUAAAUCAGGGACAUGGCUCACAUUGCAGUAGAUGAAGGAAGAUUGUUUUCAUUUUCUUCUUCUGUGCUCAGCACAUGUAGCACUUUAUACCUCUGAAUUCAGUAAUGAACCUUUUUUGCUUUUUUUACAUCUCUUUCCCUCACACAACUAUAGCUGCCCUCCAUCAUAUCUUUACUAGCUGGGCCUUCACCAUUGAUCCACAUGUGAGGAGGGGAGGCUUGAAGUGGGAUUCUUCUUCUAUGUAUAUUGGUUCCCUGCAUAAUUUUGAACUCCUCUUUGCAUGAAUUCCAAAUCAUUGUCUAUGCAUGGGGAGCUUAGACCCUGUUUUGGACUUUUCUCCCCAUGAUGGAUGGGGAGGCAGCAAAGCUGGUGAGAAAGGACUGUUCUUCUCAUCACACUAUAGUAAUUACAUAUGGGCUGGUCACCUCAUGAAGAUCCAUCAAGAUUUCUUUUCCCCAACCAUUUUUCUGAGCUCCAUUUCCCUCAGCAAAGAGAUCUUUUCCAGUCACAGGGCCUGCUAAACAUAGCAGAAGCAGAGAGCUCACUGACCAUUAUUCUCAGAAUUAACUGUAUUUUCUUAUUUAUUUUGCUUUGUAAAGCACUGAAAUUGACAGGAUGAUCAUCCUGAUAUUUAGAAUACCAUUUCAUGAUUUCCUCCUAUCUGUACAAAGUGGGGCUGGUCAGGCAGUCAUAAAAAGAGUAUGAUAGGCUUCAGUUUAAGUAUGAUUUAUAGUUUUCCACUAUGUAUAGUAAUGGGAACUAUUAAUUUACACCACCACUCUUAGCCUAUACUGCCUGGGGAUGAAGGGAGAUGACACAUCUGGAAGGUACUGGAUUGGGGAAGCCUGCAGCAAUGAAUGAGGUAGGUAAACCUAGGCUGCAAGAAUUGGUGAAAUCAUUGCAAUAGAAGCAAUGAGGCCUGCCAUAUGUCAUUCCUGAGAAUAAGCGUUAUUACAUAUAAUGAGACUUUGCUAACAUUUAUGAAAAAGUGUACCAGAUACACUAUAAAUAGAGAAGAAUACCAAAUAAUAAGAACCUUAAAAAGCAAUUGAAAUUUGAGAGAGAAAUAGAAGAAAGAAAAUCUUGGCUCAAGUCCGUGACACCAAAAUCUCUUAUGUUGCUUGACUGUUACAAGAAAGUCAGGCAGGUGUUUACAUUUUCCCACUGAAAUCAAUGGAGAAUACAAGUAUAUGGCAUUCUGUAUUUUGCCCCUAAACUUGUGGGAAAACAGUGCUGGGGGUUUGCUUAUAUGCUUUUGUCUGUAUUAUGUAAUAUUUAUUUGUAUAGUUCUUAUA
Molecule: messenger RNA, 2573 nt
Organism: Candoia aspera
Lineage: Eukaryota; Metazoa; Chordata; Lepidosauria; Squamata; Candoiidae
Product: retinoic acid-induced protein 3-like
Exons: 4
Coding region: 135-1205 (356 amino acids)
Biological process (GO): G protein-coupled receptor signaling pathway
Cellular component (GO): intracellular membrane-bounded organelle; signaling receptor complex; plasma membrane
Molecular function (GO): G protein-coupled receptor activity; protein kinase activator activity
Source: RefSeq, a predicted model, not a curated record